GACCCUGCAACCGCAUCCAUUGUCGGCGCUCGCCACAGCCUCGGGAUUUGUCUUGUGGCUUUGCGUAACCCAUUCCCCCUGAUAUUGACAAAAUCUUCUGUUUGUUCGCAUUCGCCCCGCAUUCACCUUCAACGUCGCGCGCUGCAGCGCUUUCAUGGCUGUCGACGAUUGACGACGCCUCUGCAACCGCCAAUAUGGUCAAGGCUGCCCCUGCCACCGGGCCCGGCAUCUACAGUGCCACGUACAGUGGGAUUCCUGUAUACGAGUAUCAGUUCGGUGCGGACCUAAAGGAGCAUGUGAUGCGACGUCGCCAUGAUGAUUGGAUCAAUGCGACACACAUUCUAAAAGCGGCCGGCUUCGACAAGCCCGCGCGGACGAGGAUAUUGGAACGGGAUGUGCAAAAGGAUGUCCACGAAAAAAUACAAGGCGGCUAUGGCAAAUAUCAGGGUACCUGGAUCCCCCUCGAUGCCGGUCUGGCCCUCGCCCAAAGGCACAGCACGUUCGACCGGAUACGGCCCAUCUUCGAGUUUGUCCCGGGUGACGAGAGUCCGCCGCCUGCGCCCAGGCAUGCCACUAAGCCCAAAGCCUUCAAGUCCAAACCGCCUCCUGCUGCUCCCAAAUGGGGUGCCAGUAAGCGUCCAGUGCCGCCAGCAUUGAUGCAAGGUGCCUCGCUCACGCCCUCGGGUUCAGUGAUGAUGCACGAUGAGUAUGAUAAUGGUGACACCGUGAUGGGCGGCGAGGAGGAUACGCCUGAUAAUCUAACAGUGGCGUCCGCAUCGUACAUGGCUGAGGAUGAUCGCUUUGACAUGUCGCACAUGUCCACCGGGCAUAGGAAGCGCAAGAGGGAGGAGCAGAGCCUUCAGGACCUGACGGAGCAGCAGCACGCGGUUUACGGCGACGAGCUUCUCGACUACUUUCUGCUAUCUAGAAAUGAGCAGCCAGCCGUCAAGCCCGACCCGCCACCCAACUUCCAGCCCAACUGGCUGAUCGAUGCGGAGAACCACACAGCUUUGCACUGGGCAUCUGCUAUGGGCGAUGUCGAUGUCAUCAAACAGCUGAAGCGUUUCAACGCCGGAGUUGCUGUCAAGAAUAUUCGCGGCGAGACACCCUUUAUGCGCUCCGUCAACUUCACCAACUGCUAUGAGAAACAGUCGUUCCCCGCGGUCAUGAAGGAGCUCUUCGAGACGGUUGGCGCUCGGGACAAUGCCGGUUGCACUGUCAUUCACCACGCGGCCGUCAUGAAGAAUGGGCGUGUCUUCAGCCCGUCGUGCUCGAGAUACUACCUAGACCUUAUCCUCAAUAGGCUCCAGGAGACACUGGAGCCGGCCGCAUUCCAGCAGCUGCUCGACAUGCAGGACAGCGAGGGAAAUACGGCGCUGCAUCUCGCCGCGCAGAGAAAUGCGAGGAAGUGCAUUCGCGCCCUGCUGGGUCGUAAUGCGUCGACAGAUCUAACGAAUAAUGAAGGCGUCCGCGCCGAAGACCUCAUCAUGGAGUUGAAUGCUUCCAAAAAGGAUCGCGGGCCGCAGCGCUCGUCGUCGCCGUUCGCGCCAGACUCUCAACGUCACGUCUCCUUCCGAGACGCCUUUGCCGACAACACCAACAAGUCGAGAAAGCCGCCGCAGUCGUUCCAAUCAGCCGCCGCCACGACCGUACAGUCGCGGAUAUCUCCUUUAAUUAUGGAAAAAUUUCAAGAUCUGGCCAAGAGCUACGACGAGGAGUGGCACGAGAAGGAUGUGGCCGAAUCGGAGGCGCACCGCAUUCUCACUAACACGCAGGCGGAACUCAAUGUUGCGCGGCAGCAGAUUGCCGAGCUGGAGGCCCAGAUGGAACCUGACGAUGUGGCGGGCAAGGUAAUGAACGAGGCCAACCUCGCCAAGCACCAGGUCUUGUCCCUCAUUACGCACCAAAACCGCCUGAACAUCCAUCGGACCGUCGAGGCGGAGCUUGCCCGCAUCAACGGCGAGGCCGCUACAGCGUCAGAGGAGCCGCAACAGCCGCAGACGUACGAAGAGCGGCUGGCCCUCGCUCGUCAGCUCAGCCAAAUGCUCGCGGAGCAACGACAAAUUGAGACGGACUACGUCGACGCCCUUAGCAUGGUUGGUGUAGGCGACAAGAUCGAAAAGUACCGAAGACUCUUGAAGCGAUGUCUAGAUCCAAAGGAUGGCGAGAGCCUCGACACCAACCUCGACAGCUUGAUCGGCAUGAUGGAGGAGGAGCGGGAGGAGCACGAUGUGGACGUGCCGUCGCACGGAACCGCGGCGGUCGGCGGGCCUGAACCCAUGGACAUCGCCCUUGGGGUAUAGCGAACCCUGCCUUCCGACCCGUUCCUUUAGUUCAUGCUGGGCAGGCAGACCGCUCCCUUGCUCUUUUGACCGGAGAUGGGAUUCGUCCUGCUCCGUUUCACUCCAUGGUUCUGCGAGGACCCCAAUCGUCAUUUACAACAGUUUCUUCUUUCUUGUUUCGGGCGCAUUUAACAGGAGGUGCGCGUGUCACGCGCAGUCGUGGCUUGGUCGCCGCGAGCUGGGCUUUGCCGAGAUGCAUUUUUGGGUGCGGCUCUUGUGUCGGCUUCUGGAGCCUUUGCUUUUUAUUCGUUACGAGGUACGAGGCGGAGCAGCAAACCGCGGCGUGUGGGUGGUGGCAUUGUGUGUAUCAGCGGGCGAAGCUGGUCAAGGUAUCGGCGAGUAUUGGUACUUGUUGUAGCUGCCUGGCAGGGGGGGCAGGCAGGGCACGUCGGUCCCGCGUGUUGGAGCUGGCGUAACGGAGAGGCUGAGCUGAUCACAGCCAUGUUGUAGUUGAUCCAGUUCUUCGAGGUAACACAUGUAUAUUGAGCCGGGACGUGGAUCUAGCAGAG
Molecule: messenger RNA, 2851 nt
Organism: Purpureocillium takamizusanense
Lineage: Eukaryota; Fungi; Ascomycota; Sordariomycetes; Hypocreales; Ophiocordycipitaceae
Gene: MBP1
Product: Transcription factor mbp1 (MBF subunit p120)
Exons: 3
Coding region: 195-2303 (702 amino acids)
Cellular component (GO): MBF transcription complex; SBF transcription complex
Molecular function (GO): DNA binding; transcription regulator activity; protein binding
Source: RefSeq, a predicted model, not a curated record